Messenger RNA from Symbiodinium sp. CCMP2456, 1122 nucleotides. The record is from the annotation of a GenBank genome assembly. NCBI's taxonomy places the organism in Eukaryota, Dinophyceae, Suessiales, Symbiodiniaceae.
AUGCAGGACUCAGAGGGGCUGCGCCAGCGAGGCGUUCGGCCGCUGAGGCCGGCUUAUCACGAGACACCGCUCUGUUCCAUCGGCAAGACUGUCCGGGUGAAUCUGCCCUCGGGCCAGAUUCGGCGUGCCAUUGUGGAGUAUGUCAACGAAGACGGCACAGUGGAUGUCGCCUUUGCUGGGGCUUCCGUGAACUUGGCUGAGGCCUCGAAAGACAUGGGAGCGACUGAAGCGACCGUGGCUGCUGACAGCCUAAGGCCGCUCCAUGACGAGGAGCUCUCCUUCGAGGAUGACGAAGCCUUCGAAGGCGCUGGUGCACAGCGCGCUAAGGAAGUCGGAAACCUUGUGUUCAAGCUCGGCGACAUGGAGGCUGCAGCAGAACUCUAUGCCCGUGCACUGAAAGUGCUCGAGCGAUGCGAGGAUGGCGUCGAAUGGGUCCUGGCAAAUCGGCAUGGCUCUUUGCAGCCUGCUCGAGUGUGCCGAGGACCUCGCCUUCGCCGCCGCUCGCGCCUUUGCGGCCACCCUGCUCGCAUUGCUACGAUCUGGCGCUGCCAGCGUCGGCGACCCGCUGUGGCUGAACGAUCUCCUGACAGUGCACCUGACCGCGUCGACCUGAAAUUCUGUGGGACCGACGAGGUCCUUCACGGAGUUCCGCUCUCUGCAGUGCUCGGAGUUCGGUUGGAUCAGCUUUUGCUUCAAGGCAGCUUGCAUCUCAAUCGCUCACGAGCACUGGCGCAGCUUGGACACCAAGCUGAAGCUGCACAGGACCUGUCCAUCGUGAUCUCGCUGUGGGCUGCCCAUGCUGCAGCAGGUUCCCCGCGAGUUGGGAAGGACGAAGAGUGCAAGGAACAGCUGGUCAAGGCAUUCUACCUCCGUGCCAAGACGCGAAUGUCGAGGCAGCGAAUCGAGCCUGCUCGCAGUGACCUGGCAGCUGCAGCUGCACUGAGGCCUGCCGAAGCAACUGCUACACUGCUGCGCCAGGCUGAGCGCGAACUUGAAGCUGUACAGAAAGAGAAGGUCCGAAGCAACAAAAAGCUGGCAAAGGAGAUUGCCAACUUCGCAGACUCCGCAAUGUCAGGUCUCUCUGAGGCAGAGCUGGCAGCCUUGGGCGCGGGAACCGAAUGA